[Candida] anglica is the source of this 876-nucleotide messenger RNA. Lineage: Eukaryota; Fungi; Ascomycota; Pichiomycetes; Serinales; Debaryomycetaceae. The record is from the annotation of a GenBank genome assembly.
AUGAAACCUCUGCUUCGUAAGAGAAAGACAGAACAAACGUCGGUGGUGAACGGGAAUGGUGGUGCUCAUUCAGACGUUGGUGGGCUGAUCCAAUUGGUGGAUGAUGAUCUGAAUCUGUUGGACGUGGACAUGGCUACUGAAUAUACUCGGGCCAAGAUCCCUGAAGAUGACAAAGUAAUCAAUGGGAUAAGGAAAUUGGGUGGUGGUGGUGGUGGUGGUAAGUCGUCGGCUGGAAUUAGCGGUGCAGACGCAACCUCGGCAACCCAUUCGCUCAAGAUUGUGGUGGCAAGCUCAGAGGGCUCCUUCUUUGAAGACCCAACUUUUUUGGUCGAACUCAAGACAAAACUCAAUGUCCAUGACAUCUUGGUAUCUCGUGCGGUGGAAGGGUCUGUCGAUAGGUUUGUCACGGUGUUUGGAGACCUCGACACCGUGUGCCGGGCUGCUAUCUUCAUCUCGUUCUGUUUGAAUGCAAAACUCAACAAUGUGGCCAGAAACAACUUGUUCACCCUCAAGUCUUCCAAUUACAGCUUGACGCUUCUUGUAGACUCGUUCGGUGACACGCGUUCGAAAGUAUACCAGCAGCUCAAAGAUGCUGCUUCGCAUCUUGUGGUGUACGACCAUUCGCCGCUGUAUGCCAGAAGCAACACCGUGGGCACCGUUUAUGUUCGAGGAGACUUCCAAGCGUUGUUUGGAUUCUUACGGACAGUAGUGUCUGUCUUUGCCGCCAGCAAGUAUGUUGAUGAUGACAAAAUAGUGCAACACCCAGUCACUGGGGUGUAUGGGAAUCCGGGGCUUUUCCAAAGACAACUGGUCAACACGGGUGUUCUCUCGGCCCUGACCCAAGCUGUUCUUCUGUACAUUUACCCAUCAGAGUAG